Molecule: messenger RNA, 5126 nt
Organism: Cotesia glomerata
Lineage: Eukaryota; Metazoa; Arthropoda; Insecta; Hymenoptera; Braconidae
Gene: timeout
Product: protein timeless homolog
Exons: 24
Coding region: 380-4417 (1345 amino acids)
Biological process (GO): DNA replication checkpoint signaling; DNA repair; replication fork arrest
Cellular component (GO): replication fork protection complex
Molecular function (GO): DNA binding
Source: RefSeq, a predicted model, not a curated record
UUGUUGUUCAUAUUUGACCCAGGCGUUCGUAUGCUUAUGCUAUGGUCGAAAGUUAUGUCAAACUUUAACUCGCUUUAAUAAUCCUCGCCGUUUAAAUUUAAUUUAACACAUUAAUCUUCGCGUGUAUAAAAUUAUUUAAAUUAUAACUACGCCUCAAAACAGUAAUUACAAAGUACUUUAAAUAUUUACAUAUAAUUGUUAUCGUUUGUGUUCAUGCCGCUCAGGCUUAACCUCUCAAAUUGUUUUGUUUUGUUGUCAUGUUGACAUUCGCGUGUACUCGUUAGUGUCGUGUGUCUCUUUAUUUAUAAAUACACUCAGUUAAUAUUUCUGUAAUUGAUUUUUUCAUAAUAAUUUUUUAUCAAUAAAUACAUAAAAUAAAAUGACGGAUUAUAUAUCCGCGGAACUCGCGGCAACUUGCGAUGCGCUUGGUUAUCAUGACGGUGCUACCUAUCGUUUGGAUCCUGAUGCUCUAGAUGUAAUAAAAGAUUUAAUAAAGUACUUGAAAAGAGACGAUGACACACAUACAAUUCGUCGUUACUUAGGUCAAACAAAAUUUUUGGAAACAGAUUUGAUCCAAAUUUUUGUGGAACAUUCUAACAAAUCUGAACUAUGGGAUGUUCUAUUACGUUUGAUGAUUAAUUUAACAAGUCCAGCGUUGAUGGUAUACAACGAAGAGCUCCCAGCUGAAAGAACAAAUCGUAAUUAUUAUUUACAAUUAGUCAGCUAUCUGCAGGGUUACAAAAAAGCAUUGACAGAUGAACGUGUGUGGACAGUGGUCAGCAGUCGUCUGGGAAAAAUAUUGAAAAUAGAUACAAGUGAAAGAGGUGAAGAAAACGAAUUAAUCAUCGAGAGAAUUCUAACAUUAAUUAGGAACGUUCUUCAAGUACCUCCACACGACAAUGACAAACGAGCUGACAAUGAUGCCACAGUUCACGAUGAGGUUUUGUUUGCUCUCCAUGCGUCUGGUAUCGUCGAUCUUUUGUUAUUUAUUGCGAGUAACAGCAGCGAGCAACAGUUCCACGUACAGAUUAUUGAGAUAAUUGCAUUGAUGUUACGUGAACAAAAUGCUAGUAAAUUAGCAGUAGUUGGCCUGGAAAGAACUGCCGAAGAAAAAGCACGCGAGGAGGCUAAAUUAUUGGCUGUAAGGCAAAAAGAAAUAACUGAGAAGAUGGAAAAAAUGAAAAAGUAUAGCGGCUCGAGACAUUCAAGAUUUGGAGGUACGUUUGUGGUGCAGAAUAUGAAAGGUAUUGGAGAAAAUCAAUUGAUUUGUCACAGACCAUUUGAUAAGAUCGAGGCAUUUGAAUUUUCACGAGAUAAAACCAAAAUGAAGAAGCCCAAAAAUCGUGUCUUCGUUGAGCCAGCAGUGGAGGAACGUAUGUCGGCACUUAGCGUACGAUUAUUCCUAAAAGAAUUUUGCGUGGAAUUUCUAAUUGGUGCUUACAAUCCUGUAAUGAGAUACGCAAAGUCCUUUAUAAUCGGAGAUAGUGCAGAUAAGUCUGACGGCAUUCAUUACUUUUGGGCAUUACGUUUCUUCAUGGAGUUUAACCGCCAUUACAAGUUCCAGGUGAAGUACGUGAGCGAAACAAUAGCAACCGAAACAUUUUAUUUAGUUCAAAGACAAAUGGACCAAUAUUAUGAACUGCUUAUGGCAGAUAAAAAGAAACCGACAUACUGGUUACGACGUUUACAUGAAGCUUUAAAGGCUUAUCAGGAACUUCUCCAUACAUUGAGUUGGAUGGAUAAAAGUCUCGACAAGGAUGUACGAGAUUCCAGCAAGGUCAUUAAGAGUAAUAUAUUUUACGUACCAGAAUAUCGAGAAACGAUACUCGGGCAGCUUCUAUCGUACAAUGGGCUUAAAAUGUCGCGAAAUUAUUUGGUGGAUUUAGUUACAACAACCCACCUUUUUGUCAAAAUGUUGGAGCAAUUUUGCGACAAAAGUCGUAAUGUAAUGGUAGCAAAAACAAAAGCAAAAAAGCGUAAAGGAACCCAGAAAAAAACCAAGCAGAAAAAAGAACAAGAGCAAACAACCGCGGUACAGAAAAGCUUAGAUGAACGUUGGGAUGACGCGGGUCCAGAAUUAUCUGCUGUUAUGCAAGAGGGUAUUAUACCAGACGUCGUACCUUUUGAUGCUACUUUAGAUACUCCAAUUGAAGAUCAAAAGAGCGACGCUAUGAAAAAAAUCCAAAAGUUACUUCGCAAAAAGGAAUUCGAGGAAGCAGUGGGUCUAUUACGAGCAUCAAGACAAGUUUGGCCUGAAAAUGAUUGCUUCGGUAAACCAGACAUCCCGGUUGAAGAAGAAUUUCUAGCUCUUCGUGAGAUAUUCUUUGCUGAUCUUGGUGUUGAGGAGGAAGCUGAAAAACGGAACGAAGAUAUCGAGAGUUUUCUGAACAAUGAGGGUGGAGAAAUUGAAGAUGAGGAUGACGAAGAGAAUGAAGAAGAAGACAAUGUUGUCGAGUGGGAGGAAACUAACUUUGAUUUCAAAGAAUUCAUUUACAGAUUUGCAAAUGUAAAAGUUGUCAAAGCACUGACAGAACUACUGAAAACUUUUGAAAAAAAUACCAUUGAAGUAAAUCAUUACAUUCUCAAAAUGUUUCAUCGAAUUUCAUGGGACUGUAAAAUGCCGGCGAUGUUAUUCCAAGCCUCAAUAUUUCGUGUGUUUCAACGUGUCCUGGAGUCGAAACGCCGUGAGCACAAGGAGUUGCAAAAGUUUGCCAGUUUCAUAAUUUGUCAGUUCGCGGAAGUGGCUCAAAAAAACCCGAAAGCGUACAUGGAGCUUCUUUUCUGGAAGAAUACUCGCGAGGCUACGGAGAUAGUUGAAGGAUACGAUGUACAGCAUGAAAAUAAAAAGACAGGACGUGGCGUGUGGAGCGAAGCUGAAGAGGAUGAACUGCGUACUUUAUUUAUGGAGCAUCAAACUAAGAAGUAUCCUCAAGAUAUCAUCGAUUGGAUCUUGGAAAAUAUUAUCAGCGACGAUCGAACGCGCCGCGGUGUAAUUAAAAAACUCAAGGAGAUGCAUUUGAUUGUAAACUCUAAGCAAGUCAGAAAUGAAGUACAAAAACGGUUACCAAAAGAAUGGGGCGAAGAAGAAGUAGCACAAUUAACAGAAAUGUGGGAGAAUGUUAAAAAUGAUGACGAUCCAGUUGAUCUUAUUUAUGCUGGAUUGAGGAUAAAACGCCCGAAGCCGAAAAUAAAGGAAAAGCUGCUGGAAUUAGGGCUGGCGAAGGAUCCUAAAGAAUUACGGAAAAAACGUACCAAGAAGAGUAAGAGUAAGAGCGACGGCUUACCUAAAGCCUCGUGGGAAACGCGGUCAGAGAGCGAACGAUCUGCGUCAAGUAGCAAUGAAGAAAACUCAUCAGAUUCGGAAGACACUGGGCGUCAUCCGGGCCCGGCAAAGAGAGCCAACAAAAAAAUAGUUAAGAAAAAUAAUAAAAAACGGCCGCCUACAAUAACUUACACCGAUGCGCAGCUAUCGGGACUUCUGAAAGACGUUAUCGAUAAUGAUAUGAGGGAGUCUCUCGAGUGGAUUAAGGAAUCGCUCGAGGAGGCUUUAGAAGACCGAGAUGAAGAAAGUGCCGAUGGCAUCCCACUAGUACCGAUAACGGAUUAUUCAUCAGCUGCAAUGGAUUCACCAACUUUUAUGCGAUUUCUUCGUGCUUGCGGUAUUGAACCACCCUCGAAUGAACAGGAAGCUUAUUGGCGAAUACCAGCCACAAUGCUUUCAUCCACAAUACGUAAACGUUGCGAUUUAAUCGCAAAAGCCCUCGCUGGAGAUUUUAUCGAAGAAUCAGUUACAACUGAAAAAGAUAUAGUAGAUAGUCUCAGCGAAUCAGACGAUGAAGAUACUCAGCGCGAUAUCGAUAAAAUAAAAAAUAUGUUUAAGCAGAAAUCGAAAUUACAAAAUAAGAAACAGAUUGUCAAAAGUAAAGUUUUCAACUCGAGCAGUGAUGAAGAUUCUGAAGAAUCUUCAUCUUUGAUGAAAGAGAAAUCUGUACUGGUUGAUAAAGAUAAAAAAAUAGAUAAUGGUGGAAAGGAAGGAAGAGGACGUACAAAUACAUCAAAAGUACGGCAGGGAAAAUUAAAUUCAAGUCGAAUUAAAUCCAUCGUAAAUUCAUCAGACUCGGAAAUGGAAAUUGAAACUACUAAAAUUACUUCAGAUAGUGAAGAAUCCAAAAGAAUUAGAUCAGAAAACUCAGAUUCAGAAGCUCCGAUAUUAAAAAAGCGCCGAGUUAUUGACAGUGAAGAUGAUGAAGAUAAAAAAGAAGAAGAAAGUGAUUUUGAUAAACUUUUAAAGUCGAGUGAGUCAAAACAAAGCCGUAUAAUCAUCAGUGAUAAUGAGAGUGAUGCUGAUGAAAUAAAUCAACCAAGUGAGUCCAAACAAUCUAGGAAAAUUUUCAGUGAUGACGAUGAUGAGGAUUAGAUUAGUUCCAUUCUAUUUAUCUUUAUAAUUAUAGUUGUAAUUAAUUUUACCGAUAGUAUUUAUAAAUCGAUAAUUGAAAUAAUAAUUAUAGCUCGUUGAAGUGACAUGAAAACAGAAAUAUAAUUAAAUGUCAGUUGAGUAAAAAAAUUUAUCUAUAAUCAGAUAAAUGUCCUGUUAAAAAAUAUGACACGUGUCCUUUUAAAAGAACGAUAUGUCACUCACAAAGCGCGACAAUUUCCUCAUUUCAUUUAAACGUUAAAAAUUAGUGCUUUUUUUACAGAUUAAAUAUAAUCGUACAGAUUUAAACAACUCUUUUUUUUCUAGUUCAUUUUUAAUUAAAAACCUCUGACAUUAAUACUGACUUUUAAAUUUAUACCACGUUUUUAAUAAAGAUUGUAUUAAACAUUAAUACCUACUUACACAAACUAGUACCUAUUUACACAAAAUCUGGCUUUAAACCGAUAACCUACCAACUAUCUCCUAAUAGUCAAUUAUAAUAACUAACUAUUGAAAUAUUUAACCAAGAGCUCAACGAUAAGUACUUACUACUCCGAAUAUAGUUUCAAUUUUACCUCUUGCUAGUAAGUAAUUCAUUUUCUAUACCAAUCAUUCAUAGGUCAUAUACCUAUUUAUAAUGAGGAGUUUAUAUAAAAUUCUACAUUAUGGAGCUUGAAUUUUUAAUAAAAUUUUUUUAAUUUAGACAAAAUAU